AUGACGAUGACGGCGCAUUCGGACUUCGCAUCCAACGGCCAAAACGGCGAAUCGCAGAAGCGCCAGUUUGCGACUCUUGCGGUUCAUGCUGGCGCGCCUCAUGACCCCACAACCGGAGCUGUCAUUGCGCCGAUCUCCCUGUCCACAACAUUUGCCCAGAACAGCGUUGGCAGUCCAGUAGGACUGUACGAAUACACUCGAAGCUCAAACCCCAAUCGAGAUAACUUUGAAGAAGCUGUCGCCGCCCUCGAGCAUGCCAAAUAUGCCCUAGCCUUCUCCUCCGGAUCUGCCACUACGGCAACAAUUCUCCACUCGUUAGCUCCUGGCUCCCAUGUCGUCUCCGUGUCCGAUGUAUACGGUGGGACACACAGAUACUUCACCAAGGUCGCCUCGGCACACGGCGUCGAUGUGUCUUUCUCGACUUGCCUGGAAUUGGACGUUGAGAAGCUGAUCCGGCCUGGCCAAACCAAGCUGGUUUGGAUUGAGACUCCAUCAAACCCUACGCUGGCUCUUGUUGAUAUCCGCAAAGUCGCCGCCGCUGCGCAUCAGCGUGGCGUUCUGGUUGUUGUUGACAACACUUUUAUGAGCCCGUACGUCCAGAAUCCUUUGGAGCACGGUGCUGAUGUCGUGAUUCACUCCGUCACAAAGUAUAUCAAUGGACACUCUGAUGUGUUGAUGGGCGUCGCAGCCUUCAACUCUGACGAAUUGAAAGAACGAUUCACAUUCCUCCAGAACGCCAUUGGAGCCGUUCCAUCCCCGUUCGACUGCUGGCUUGCCCACCGCGGUCUCAAAACCCUUCACCUUCGCGCGCGCGAAGCCACAACAAACGCCACUGCUGUCGCUAAAGCACUCGAAGCAUCUCCACAUGUGAUCUCCGUGAACUAUCCCGGUCUUGAUUCUCACCCAAACCGAGAAAUCGCUGUCAAGCAGCACCGCCAGGGAAUGGGCGGCGGCAUGCUGAGUUUCCGCAUUAGAGGUGGCCAGAAGGCCGCUCAUCUGUUCUGCGAGUACACCAAGAUCUUCACCCUGGCGGAGAGUCUGGGCGGUGUUGAGAGUCUAUGCGAGGUCCCCUCAAGCAUGACUCAUGCGGGGAUUCCAAAGGAGGAGCGCGAAGCGGCUGGCGUCUACGAUGAUCUAGUUCGCAUGAGCUGUGGUAUUGAGGAUGCAGAGGACCUGAGGGCCGAUACCCUUCAGGCUCUCGAGAAAGCCGUGGCCGCUAGCCAGGCUGUGAAGAACGGAAGUGCAUAA
Molecule: messenger RNA, 1248 nt
Organism: Aspergillus calidoustus
Lineage: Eukaryota; Fungi; Ascomycota; Eurotiomycetes; Eurotiales; Aspergillaceae
Source: the annotation of a GenBank genome assembly